AGUCAACAGGCACCUGCAUUGGCCGUGGACGGUUUCGGAUGCGGCUGUCCUCCUUCCACCGAUUGACACUCGCACGUCCUUCUUCGACGAUCUCGCACGCUUAUCGACGAGGGUUAUCGCACCGUAUUCCGGAGGGGAAGCUGCCCUAUCUCGGCCUCCCGUUCAGGGGAAGAUCCUAUGUGGCGCGGAUAAUAGAGCGUGGCAGUCGCGUCGCAGCGAGAAGCUGAACAUUAUUUCGAUGUCGUCCUGCUGCGGAGUUGGGCGUGUCACGAUGCGUGCUGUCUGUAUGGUCGUGAUCUGCACUUUCCUGCAAGCAGUUGCGGGACAACGUACUCCGACGAUAUCCUACAUAACGCAGCUACAAAUCAAGGACAUCGGUGAGACCGUGGAGCUACAAUGUUCAGUCCAAUACGCACAGGACUACCCUAUCCUGUGGAACAAGGUGAACAAGCUAACGGACCAGGUGGCAAUCUCGUCGGGCACCGGUUUGCUAAUCAGAGACAGUAGAUUUUCUCUCAAGCACGACCCAGCGUCUUCUACUUACAUUCUGCAAAUAAAAGAUAUACAGGAGACAGACGCCGGAUUUUAUCAGUGCAGAGUUCAGUUGUCCAUCAAUAAUAUGGAGAACGCGGAAGUGGAAUUGCAAGUACGCAGACCACCAGUGAUCAGUGACAACUCUACCCAGUCGAUAGUGGCAGGCGAAGGCCAGCCUAUCCAAUUGGAAUGUUACGCCGGUGGAUUCCCGACGCCGAGGAUAUCCUGGCGCAGGGAGAACAAUGCCAUCUUGCCCACCGGAGGAUCGAUUUACCGCGGCAAUAUUCUGAAAGUACCCUCCAUAAGGAAAGAGGAUCGCGGAACAUAUUACUGUGUGGCCGAGAAUGGCGUCGGACGUGGUGCUAGGCGUAAUAUCAACGUGGAAGUCGAAUUCGCGCCCGUGAUCACUGCCCCGAGACCGCGGCUCGGACAAGCACUGCAGUACGACAUGGAUCUGGAGUGUCACGUCGAAGCGUACCCAGCUCCAGGCAUUAUUUGGCUAAAGGACGGUAUCCAGCUGUCCAACAAUCAGCAUUACAGCAUAUCGCACUUUGCGACGGGAGACGAAUACACCGACACGACGAUCCGCGUGAUUACCAUUGAAAAGCGGCAGUACGGCGAAUACGUAUGCCGGGCGACCAAUAAAAUAGGCGCUAGCGAGACGACAAUCGAGCUUUUCGAAACCAUUAUCCCUGUUUGCCCACCAGCUUGUGGCCAAGCUCAUUACGGAACUGGUGUAGUUCCAGCUUCCUCAGGACUUUUGGUAGCCCUAGUUUUAAUAGUUACAGUCAUAACGAGAAAUUUCUACGCCAAAUAUUAACUAUCCGGGCCUCCAGUGGGCGGCCACAAGUCGAUGCGUGCUCGCAAAAUGGCUCUUACCAAUCAGCAACAUAUUUGUUAUCGUUUUCGCGAUACUGUAAAACCACAAGCUAGUUUCUGAGGAGCUCAAUUGGCGCAUUAACUAAUCAACCACUAAUAUUCAUAUCAUUAUAAUUACUUUCAUAAUCAUUUACGAACUAAAAACGUUUUAUCGCCAAUGCAAAAUGCACUUUUCACGAUGGACAUAUAAUCCUCACUGCUACGCAAGUUGUUAACUACAUUGAUUUGAUAUCAUUUACAUUCCGUUCCGCUCAUCGCAGCUCUUUUCUACAGUAUAUAUACUUGGAUCAUGGAAUCUUGAUUUUUUUAUAUAUGUAUAUAUGCAUUUUUUAAUGUAUAUAUACAUGCAGUUUAUACAUAUAUGAACAUGUAGUACAACUCGUAGAAUCUCUAUAUUAUUUUGUUAUAUAGUGUUCUCUCGAAUUUUUGCGACUGAUUUCUCUCUAUGCGAUAUCACGCACAGAGAUGUCCUUUACGAAUUGUUUACAACGAAAUUGUAACAUUAUUUGAGGAAUAUUAAACGCUCGAAAUCGAGGGUUUAUUUAAUGGAAUAUUAAAGGAAGGGAAAAAAAAGGCGUAUCUGAUCUGAUUUCUUAUUCAUCAGACGUGUUAACUCUGUACUUGUUGAUACAUCUUACUCAUCUUAAUCGUUAGAAAAUAGAAUUCAUACGGCUUAUAUUUAUGAACUUAGGGGCCAACAGUAUGUAACCAAAAUGUUGGCAAGGUACAAACUAACAUUCCAGUACACACUUACGAGCGACCAUGUAACCAUGUGUUACGUAGUACCAUGUAACUCUAUAUAUAGCGUAAUGGAGAUCUAUCGACUUGACGAGUGACGGAGAAGCCAAAAAUAAUCACAUUACGAUACAUACUAUGUGUAAUCCCAUAGUUUAUUAUUAUGAUAGUCGCAAAUCGACAAUACAGGUUAUGUUAAUAUCAUAAUAGAAACCGGAAACCUGACAGUAGAAUUACCACAAUAUCCCCAUAACGAAAUAGCUCGAUAUGUCAUGAACAAAGAAAAUAAUGUUGAUAUUAGUGCCUUGUUCGUGAUAUAAAGUAGAGGUAAAAUUAUGAAUAUAUAGCCGUAGAAAUCAUGUUACUAGUGCGUAUUUGAAUAGGAUCGUAUAGGUUUAUUCGUACGUUUUAUUAAAUACACUUCUUUACUUACUGCA
Molecule: messenger RNA, 2585 nt
Organism: Dinoponera quadriceps
Lineage: Eukaryota; Metazoa; Arthropoda; Insecta; Hymenoptera; Formicidae
Gene: Lac
Product: lachesin
Exons: 6
Coding region: 239-1354 (371 amino acids)
Cellular component (GO): neuron projection
Source: RefSeq, a predicted model, not a curated record